Molecule: messenger RNA, 2269 nt
Organism: Phasianus colchicus (ring-necked pheasant)
Lineage: Eukaryota; Metazoa; Chordata; Aves; Galliformes; Phasianidae
Source: RefSeq, a predicted model, not a curated record
AAUCUACGGGGGGGUCAGGCUGUGUGGUAACCCCCCCCGCCCAGUCUAUGGGGUCAAGAUUGGGGUGACCCCUCCCCCCAACCUAUGGGGCCAGUCACUGAUGUGCCUCCCCCCCAAAAUCUACGGGGCCGGGCUGUGGGGUGACCCCCACCCCCCCCAAUCUAUGGGAUUGGGCUGUGGGGUGACCCCCCCCUGCCCCCCCCUUUCCCUGCCCCACAGAGGGGGUCUCAGUGAAGAUGUUCCUUCGGGGCCGCCCCAUCACCAUGUACGUCCCUUCGGGCCACGUGGGCUUCCGUGCCGAGCUGCCCCCCGAGCGCCUGCAGCUUGACUGGGUUUACGGUUACCGUGGCCGUGACAGCCGCUCCAACCUCCACGUUUUGGCCUCUGGGGAGCUCGUUUACUUCAUCGCCUGCGUCGUCGUCCUCCUCCACGUCCCCCUGCGCCGCCAGCGCCACUACCUGCGCCACAGCGACUGCGUCCGCUGCCUGGCUGUGCACCCCGACCGUCUCCGCGUCGCCACGGGGCAGGCGGCCGGCGUCGACAAGGAUGGCAAACCCCUGCAGCCCGUGGUGCACAUCUGGGACUCGGCCACGCUGCUGACGCUGCAGCAGAUCGGGUUGGGCAGCUUCGAGCGCGGCGUGGGCUCCCUCGCCUUCUCCUGCGCCGACGAGGGCUCGUACCUCUGCGUGGUGGACGACUCCAACGAGCACAUGAUGUCGGUGUGGGACUGCGCCCGCGGCACCAAGCUGGCUGAAGUUAAAAGCACCAACGAGUCGGUGCUGUCGGUGGAGUUCAACCCCCAGGACAGCAGCAGCAUCAUCACCAGCGGCAAAUCGCACGUCUACUUCUGGACGUGGAGCGGGGCCACGCUCACCAAGAAGCAGGGAAUCUUUGGGAAAUAUAAGAAGCCAAAGUUCAUCCAGUGCUUCGUUUUUGAUGCCGCUGGGGAUGUGCUGACGGGGGACUCGGAGGGGAACAUCCUGACCUGGACGCGGGCAGGAGAUGGGAGAGCAGUGGGGAAGGGGGGCAAAGAGACGUACCAGAUCGGGCAGCAGACGCGGGCACACGAGGGCAGCGUCUUCGCUCUGUGCCGGCGCCGCGACGGAACGGUGCUGAGCGGCGGGGGGAAGGACCGGCGGGUGCUGAGCUGGAGCCCCGAUCUGACCCUCCUGCAGGAGGCCGAAGGGAUGCGGGGGGGGGGUGAUCCAAAACAGAUCCCCGAACGCUUCGGGGCGGUGCGGACCAUCGCCGAGGGACCCGGGGACGAACUGCUGGUGGGGACGACGCGCAACGCCCUGCUGCGGGGGACGCUGGGGGGGGGCUUCAGUGCCAUCGUGCAGGGUCACACGGAUGAGGUGUGGGGUUUGGCCACUCACCCCACACGCUGUCUGUUCCUCACCUGCGGCCACGACCGGCAGCUCUGCCUGUGGGACGGGCAGGAGCACGCACUGACAUGGAGUCUGGCCCUGGAGGACACCGGGCUGUGCGCUGAUUUCCACCCUGGGGGGCAGGUGGUGGUCGUGGGGCUGCUGACAGGGAGGUGGAUGGUGUUGGACACGGAGACGCAGCAGCCGCUGGCGGGGGGGUCUGAUGGGAACGAGCAGCUCUCAGUGGUGCGUUUCUCCCCAGAUGGUGCCUUUUUGGCCAUCGGAUCCCACGACAACGUCAUCUACAUCUACAGCGUCACCGAGGAGGGCCGCAAAUACAACCGCUUUGGGCGCUGCACUGGUCACUCGAGCUUCAUCACCCACCUGGACUGGUCCAAGGACGGCCACUUCAUCAUGUCCAACUCCGGGGACUACGAGAUCCUCUACUGGGACGUCGCUGGGGGCUGCAAACUCCUCCGUAAUCGCUUUGAGAGCCGCGACCGCGAGUGGGCGUCAUACACGUGUGUGCUGGGCUUCCACGUCUUCGGAGUGUGGCCCGAUGGCUCUGAUGGCACCGACAUCAACUCGCUGUGCCGCUCGCACCACGAGCGCCUGGUGGCCGUGGCCGAUGACUUCUGCAAAGUGCAUCUCUUCCAGUACCCGUGUGCAAGGCCCAAGGCCCCCAGCCACGUGUACGGCGGUCACGGCAGCCACGUCACCAACGUGCGCUUCACCCACGACGACGGGCACCUGGUGUCGCUGGGCGGGAAGGACACCGGCGUCUUCCAAUGGCGGGUGCUGGGAGGGCCCCCCCCGGAGCCGCGCUGAGGCCCUCCCCGUUCCCCCCCUGCCACCUCCUCCCCCCCCAAAAAUCCCGGGACCAAAGGGGCGCCGCCCCCCCC